CCUCACCUCGAAUGAUUCUAUUUUUGGAGACAAAAAGUGGAACCGGAGUCCGCAAUGCAAUUCCAAUUUAUUUUUAUUUUUAUUGGGAUGGGAAUCGGGAUUCGUUUUUUUUUCUUUUCAAUUUCAUUGUUUCUUUCUUGCAAUCCUUAGCGGUGACAAACUGUUGCUUCUAGCUGCCGUCUUCUUGUAGACGGGACAUAUCACUAGCAGCAUUUCGUUUCUUUUGGUGCUCUUCUUUCCUUAUGGCAGCCUCGAACUGAUCUUCUUACUAGGUUAUAUACAUCAUAAUCAUCGAAGUAUAAGAUCAUAGUCUUACUGUUAUCUCUCGCACCAAAUUCACUUCAAUUUGUCGAAAUUUCAACAUUUAUAUCCAGUAUUUACCAGGAUCCUCUGAUUCAAGUAAGUGCGGGCUCUCUUGCUUUACUUUUUCUCAUAUUUACGGAUUCGUUUUCUUGAAUUUUCAGCACAGAUAUGGCUGGGAAGGUUGUGGGAAAUCAAUCAAAAUCUUUCCUUGGCUUUGAGAUUGUUGAGGGUGAAUCGGAGAGCUCAUCGGUUGAUCCCUCGUUGAACAUCAAACUUCGUCAUAGAAUUGGAAGGGGUGUGUUUGGUGAUGUUUGGUUAGGGACUCAUAAGCAAAGUGAUGGGGAUCAUGAAGUAGCUGUUAAGAUUUUGCAUCCCAUAAACAGGGAGGAUAUGAAUGUUGUACGGAGUCGGCUGGAAAAUUUGUUUGCUCAAUGUAAAGACCUGGGAAAUGUUUGCCAUACUCAAGGAGUAUAUGUCAUCAGUGGGAGGUUAUGCAUAAUUAUGAAGUUCUAUGAAGGCUCAGUUGGUGACAAAAUGGCUCACAUGAAAGGGGGGAAGCUACCCUUGAAGGAUGUUAUAAGGUACGGGACUGAACUUGCACAAGGAAUCAUGAAGCUGCAUUCGAAGGGUUUUUUAGUCCUAAACCUCAAGCCAUGCAACUUCCUUUUGAACGAGAAAGAUCUAGCACUUUUGGGAGAUAUGGGAAUUUCUUAUAUGUUGCGGGGAGUAUCUUUGUUUGGUUCUGAUAGGACUCGAAGACUCGGGACCCCAAACUACAUGGCCCCAGAACAAUGGGAACCAGAGAUAAGAGGUCCCAUAUCUUUUGAGACAGACUCGUGGGGGUUUGGUUGCAGUAUAGUGGAGAUGUUGACUGGUGUUCAGCCUUGGGUUGGUAAGUCAGUUGAGGAAAUAUAUAAAUAUGUGGUUCUGAGACAGGAGAAACCCUAUAUUCCCGCUGGUCUCCCUCCUGCAGUUGAAAAUGUCCUUGUUGGCUGUUUUGAGUGGGAUUUCAGAAACCGUCCUCUCAUGGAAGGCAUAUUGCUUGCAUUUAGAAGCUCACAGAGUGCCACUGAUAGUGAUGGAGACUGGACUGAUCUUGGGAAUGCAAUAACAUUGGGGAACUCCAAAUCUGUCAGAUAUAGUGAGUGGUUUCUUCUGAAGGACCAGCUUCAAAUGGGAGACGUUGUCAGGUCCAGAAAACCUCCAAAUUCAUGCAAACCUGAAAGUAUGGAGAUUCCGGAAGGCACCAUAGUAGGAAUGCAGAAUGAGACAGAGAGAAACGGAUUUUUUUUGGUAAGGGUACAUGGGAUGCAUGACCCGUUAAGAGUUCACCGAUCCACGCUGGAGCGAGUCAGUUUCGGUUUUUCAGUCGGGGAUUGGGUGCGUCUGAAGGAACAUUACGGAAAGAAUCAUUCACCCGUGGGUAUUCUUCACCGCAUCGAUAGGAGCGGUGAUGUCACUGUGGCGUUCAUAGGACUGGACACUUUCUGGAAGGGUGUGUACACAGAACUUCAGAUGUCAGAAGCUUAUUGUGUUGGCCAAUUUGUAAAGGUGAAGUCCGACGUCUUUAGCCCUCGGUUUGAAUGGCCACCCAGGAAGAGAGGCUGUGAGUGGGCCGCAGGCAGGAUUUGCAAAGUGCUGCCGAAUGGUUGUCUUUCAGUUAAUUUUCCAGGCAGGUUGACAUUCGGGGAGGAAGGUAACAACUUCUUGGCUGAUCCAGCUGAGGUUGAACUUGUUUCUUUUACUACUUGUCCGGGCAUGGUGAAAAAAUACCAACACCUUGAGGAUUUUCACUGGGCCAUAAGACCAAUCGUUAUUGCAUUGGGCUUAUUCACAGCCAUGAAGAUGGGGAUUUUCAUUGGGAAGAAGGUUGGGGGAUCAAAGUGUAGGAUGCGAUGCAAUGCUGUAAAAGAACAAGGUGGGCCUCAACCUGGAGAAGGAAAGACAGCUGGCACUGCAUGGCUACCUCCAAAGAUGGCUAACGUUAUAUUCAGAGAGGGUGCUGGGCCCACAACUUCUCGGUAGUCCGUCUCGAGAUGAAUGUGGGUUGUGAAGGUUCAGGUUUGUGCAUUGAAUAUGAACUUAUCCUAGUAGCGCUAUGUAGGGGUGAAAUUUGUGAAGUAUGCUGUAAAUUUGUGAAGUAUGCUUUCUCUUGCCACUAGCUAUAUGUCUCCGGUUCACACUGAAUUACUGAAAUAACAAACUUCCUAGACACUGGACCCAGCUUCUUGAGCUAUCUCCAUGACAUUAUCUCAGACCUUUGUAAAUAUGGGGUGAUUGAAUUCCAGUUCGAAUACUAGUCCCAAUACUUUGACAUGUGUAUGACUAAAUCUAAGAUAAUGGAAAAAAUGUUGCCUCUUCUAUACAAUGCCUAUAUUAAACUUUG
Messenger RNA from Cuscuta epithymum, 2689 nucleotides. Lineage: Eukaryota; Viridiplantae; Streptophyta; Magnoliopsida; Solanales; Convolvulaceae. The record is from the annotation of a GenBank genome assembly.